Trichomycterus rosablanca is the source of this 1942-nucleotide messenger RNA. RefSeq names its product CUGBP, Elav-like family member 4 (gene celf4). The record is from RefSeq and is a predicted model, not a curated record. Lineage: Eukaryota; Metazoa; Chordata; Actinopteri; Siluriformes; Trichomycteridae. The transcript is spliced from 13 exons. Gene Ontology annotation, molecular function: mRNA binding. Gene Ontology annotation, biological process: mRNA splice site recognition; regulation of alternative mRNA splicing, via spliceosome. Bases 76 to 1239 code for a protein of 387 amino acids. Gene Ontology annotation, cellular component: nucleus; ribonucleoprotein complex; cytoplasm.
UUUCUCACGUACUGUGCCAGAGAGUCAGCGCUGAAGGCUCAGACGGCCCUGCACGAGCAGAAGACAUUACCAGGGAUGAACAGGCCGAUCCAGGUGAAGCCCGCCGACAGCGAGAGCAGAGGAGAAGACAGAAAGCUGUUCGUGGGCAUGCUGAAUAAGCAGCAGUGCGAGGAGGACGUGCGAUGCCUGUUCGAGUCGUUCGGCAGCAUCGAGGAGUGCACCAUCCUCAGAGGACCCGACGGAAACAGCAAAGGUUGUGCAUUUGUCAAGUACUCCUCUCAUGCCGAGGCUCAGGCGGCCAUCGGAGCUCUGCACGGGAGCCAAACCAUGCCCGGAGCCUCUUCCAGUCUGGUGGUGAAGUUUGCAGACACAGAUAAGGAACGCACCAUUCGGCGCAUGCAGCAGAUGGCUGGUCAGAUGGGCAUCUUCAAUCCUAUGGCCCUGCAGUUUGGAGCGUAUGGAGCCUACGCGCAGGCAAGUAUGCAGCAGCAGGCGGCGCUGAUGGCGUCUGUAGGACAGGGGACGUAUCUCAGUCCCAUGGCUGCAUUCGCAGCAGCUCAGAUGCAGCACAUGGCCACCAUCAACGGCCUGCCAGGAGCCCCCAUGACCCCCACAUCAGGAGGAAGUACGCCCCCUGGCAUUACCGCUCCCACAGUGACCAGCAUCCCCUCACCCAUCAGUGUUAACGGUUUUACAGGACUGCCCCCUCCUCAGGCCAACGGCCAGCCGCCAGCCGAGGCCGUGUUCACCAACGGGAUCCACCCAUACCCAGUCCUGCAGGAGGUUGUUUUUAGAGAAGACUCAGAGAAGGGAGGCCUGGGUGUUGCACAGCGGAGUUGUUUCGGGGUUCAGGGAAGCUGCUUCCUCUCGUCUCUCUCUGAAGCUCAGAGUCCUACAGCAGCCGAUCCUCUUCAGCAGGCGUACGCAGGAGUGCAGCAGUACGCAGCAGCCUACCCAGCUGCAUACGGACAGAUCAGCCAGGCCUUUCCUCAGCCUCCUCCCAUCAUCCCACAGCAGCAGAGAGAAGGGCCGGAGGGCUGUAACCUGUUCAUCUACCACCUCCCUCAGGAGUUUGGGGAUGGCGAGCUGAUGCAGAUGUUCCUGCCUUUCGGCUUCGUGAGCUUUGAUAACCCGGCCAGUGCCCAGGCCGCCAUCCAGUCCAUGAAUGGCUUCCAGAUCGGCAUGAAGAGACUCAAAGUGCAGCUUAAGCGGCCGAAAGAUGCCAACCGACCCUAUUAGCUGCACCCCUGAUGCCCCUCACCCUGGAGGUGAAGGCAACUGUAGCACCAGGGGAAUAACAGGUUUUGUAGGACGGGAACAUGUGUUGACUAACGCUAAUUACACACAAAAGAUGGACGGGGGUUGACUUGACACCUUGGAGAGGCGUGUUGGACGUAUGAGCCGCACAACACACCAAAACCAGUGGAACAUUAGGAGCUCGGUGGAAACUCAGAAGAGCUGCCGUGAUCCGCAACCGUAUCGGAUUUUUUGCUUAUAUAGGACAACUCACAGUAUUAAAAAUAUGAAAAAGAAAAAGAACGGCCUCAGAAGAGACUGACUCCACGGAGGAGCCGUUUAUGAAAAGAAUGGGGAUAAAGAAUUUAAAAAAACACUUUUGAAGCUGCAACUUUUAAGGGGGGAAGGUAUAUUACGGGACUUUUUAAAGCACUGUUUUAAAGUAACAAAGUUUUUUUUUGCUAUCGGAAGCAAGAAACUUUCGGAAGGAUGUGACACUUCAGGACACAAGCCUGCUGUGCUUGGGGAUGGCCAUCUUUAUCUCGGAGUGCCUGUCUGUUUCCAGAGGCAAGGGCUGGCACGAAGAACCGCCGCCACACUCCUCUGGGAGACUCAAUCUGUCAUUCCUUAGUCGUGUAGGGACCAAAAGACCAAACCUUUUUAUCGAUAAUGAAAAAAAAAAAGACUCGUAGCUGUAACAUACUCA